GAACGCACAUCUCAGCCGAUUGUAUUUGCUGCGUUUGCCUKUUUAUGGCCGUCCACACUGAAAAUGUUGCUUCUAAGUUAGCAUCAAUGAUAUGAAAUGGCCUUAUUAAGAGAAUUCAUCGGAAUAUUCUGCAGUAAAGGCUCGAGGGUUUCGAGAUCAACCAACAGAACACGGUUGACAAGGCUCAAGUGAAAAACAAUGCUUCGCCGAGUUGUUGUUGAGAACUAUGUCAUCUUCAAGGGAAGACAUGAACUGGAUUUGAGUGGUAAAGAUGGCUGCAAUUUCUUUACUUUUGUUGGAGAAAAUGCCAGUGGUAAAAGUAGUUUAGUAGCACUCAUUAAAGCAGCUUGUAACCUACAAGAGGAGGGUCCUGAUUUYGAAGUACUUGACAAUAACCUUGGUMUUUCCAAAGCCGUUUGUCAGUUUGAUAUCACCAGAGAUGAGCUGGUGAAACUAUGCGAUAACAGCGAAAACACAACCRGUCAGUGUCCAAAACUUUCUGCAGGUUUAAGUUCCUGGUUUUGCGAUGAUCUGAUUAAGAUCCCUGAACCUGUUUUAGAAACAAUAAAAAACAUUUGCACUGCUGCAGSCUCGCAGCUCCAAGUCCUGGUUGGCCAUAGGCAUCAGCCAAUGAGAGCCACGUUUUCUCAAGCUUUUGAUGAUGUUGAUGCAAACAGUCUUUGCAAUUCUCAAUUUUUGUACAUCAUCUUGGAUACUGGUAUAUUUGUUGUCACUAAAUCAGGGGGGUCACUCACUACAGGAUUUCACGAGCCACUUCCAGGGGGAGUUAAUCCAAUGGAUUGGGUUCCACAGCAUUCUUUUCUUCUCAAUAUCAAGACCAUUCCAUAUGAAAGUUUCUCUCGAAGCAGCUCAAGCAGUAGCCUGGACUCAACUCUUCAAAGUUACUAUGACAACAUGAUGACUUCCAAAAAUGUUGCCAUGGUAAAUGAUGSUACUAUGGCAACCUUUGACCAAUCGCAACUUGAAAAUGAAGUUGAUGGCAGCACWAUGAGUWUAAUUCACAAUGACAUUUCCAAGGCAUUCAGUGAUUUAGAUCCCCAGGGUAUCCCYCUUAGAACCAGCUCCAAAGGGAUCCAUCGUCGUGAAUUCAAGAGACUGUCCAGCUUUGGAGGGCUGGCAUGGUCAAACUAUCAUGAACUGAAAAAGAUGAUAGUGACYGAUCUUCUACRCGGGUUUCCCAAGGAAAGUCUACCAGACAUCCAUCCCCUAUUCCAUGAAAUAGUCGGAACUAAAUCGCUUUUCUUUGAYAUCAACUUAAAGUCGUCAUCGCGUGAAUCGUUCCAAGUGAUGGACAGUAAGACAGGACGCCCAAUGCGYCGUAUCCCAGAAGGUGUCUUCUCGGCRUUCAUCAUAGCUGCSUUGAUAGUUAAUCCMMAAUCCCGCAACGUAAUUCUCGACGAGCCAACRCGUGGUAUGCACCCACUUCAAACCCGUCGCUUGCGUAAUAUCCUAAUGCGUGAAUCCGUAAGGAGACGCAAGUGUAUCAUUGCCGUUUCGCAUUCCCCUGAACUACUAGAUGUUGAUAGGAUAACGCUGAUUUUACGUUUUCAGUUGUUACCCAGUGGAUAUUGUCAAAUACGUAGGGUGACAUCAAGGUACAGCGAGCGAGAGCUGUUGUUUAUUGGUGGUUCUGAAGUACGAGAAAUCUUUUUUUCAAGGCAUAUUAUUUGGGUSGAAGGAGAAAGYGAUAAACGUUUYAUCGAUGCUUUGUUAGGAUUGUUUGACGAUGGGAAUGGCGAUCUYUGGAAGGCGCUCUUAGAGCGCAAUCACAAGACACUGGUUGUUCAUGAGGAAACGGACKAUGGUGACUCGUCUGGGACAAGAAGCCCUUCUCCAGGACCUUUUYCCAAGUACAUGUCUUACAUCGAGACWGCUUUCCUAGACACUGCAUAUCAAAGGCAGUACUUCACCGAAGAACAACUCAGUCACGUUCAAGAAGCCGUGCGAAAYUGCAAAGUUUUGUCCAUUGGSGGUAAAAAGAACAUAUGGAAAGGUGCGGCAAUUUGUCGAGAUUUGAGAAUUCCUUUUGCUGUCAUUUGCGAUUUGGAUGCAAUUAUYCCAAACUCGCGAGAAAACUCCGUCUUGUCCCAGUUCGAGAAGUGUGCUGGUAACUGGAAUACCGCCAAAAUCCCCUUKGCAAAGACGAGGCUUCUGGAUGACGAAGAAAGYCCAGCCAGUAAAGCAAUCGAUGAAAUGGACAGAGAUCGCAUCUCGAAACUCAGGUCAUUGCGAUAUGUCGGCGAUGUUAUGCGAUUYUACGAAAGRGAGUUGUACUUUUUCACGUGGUGGCUGAUGGGUGGAGAGAUCGAGGACGCCGUGCGUCUGACGAGAACGCAUUUUGGAAAGAAACUCUGGCCUGAUAUGCUGACAGCCGAGCUGAAAGAGCUUAUUGUGUCAUUGCUUGAUCCGAGAAAKCUUCUUCUGAAAGAUCCUAAGUCGAAGGAAGCUUCAAAAGGCCCCAAUUURGAGGUGUUGCGUUGUAUUUACUUCAUUAUAAGGUUUUUCAAAGAGACUCUCCAUGAUAUGGAAUAGUAGUGUAGACCUUAAAAUAUGCUGAAGUCAUCCUUACAACAUGGCUACAAAUGUAGUAGGCUAUUAUUCAUGACUUGAAUCCUUAUGAUACAGUUGUAUCCAUGAUGUAGGGAUAACGUGGUAGACAGGGUGCAUGCAAGCAGUUUUUAUCAGCCUUAACAGCGACAUCCCACAACGACGGUCCACUUGAUAUAUUUAUGUUGAAUACUUAUUUCAACUCAUAUUCCGAUUURUCCAAUUCAGUAUUUCUUUUCAGUUCUAGAAAAUGAAUUUACUUCAGCAAUGAAUAUGUACUAGCUACUAGUUAAAUGGUACACAAUAUUACUAAUGAGUUUAGAGCGUCUUUUCGCAAACUUCUUUCUUGGUUCAGUAAGAAUUACCACGAUAAUCUUUGUAAAAAUCAAUGCCGCUAUGAAAAUCCAGAGUAAAGUUGAUCUAGUCUGCAGCAACAUGAAUUCAUAACGAUUCAGGCGUCUGUAUGAGAUGCUCCACUAGUGUCGGAUCACUAUGGCAAUCAGAACGAAUGAAAACACAUUUACACGAUUAAUAAAUAUUUUCAAAUCAUUAAUAUACAUAUAUUUUUAAUGCAAUUGUAUUUUAGUAUAAAAUAAAUAUAAAACGAGAUUU
Exaiptasia diaphana is the source of this 3180-nucleotide messenger RNA. RefSeq lists its product as uncharacterized. The transcript is spliced from 2 exons. Gene Ontology annotation, molecular function: ATP binding; ATP hydrolysis activity. Lineage: Eukaryota; Metazoa; Cnidaria; Anthozoa; Actiniaria; Aiptasiidae. The record is from RefSeq and is a predicted model, not a curated record. The coding region runs from base 199 to 2553 and encodes 784 amino acids.